AUGGGAUACAAACAAUCUCAAGGAUCAACUUCAAUUCCUUCUUCAACUGUCUCAAAAAAGGAUAUUUGGCUAAAUCCUAAAUAUCAUGACAACAACCAACAAACUAUCUGCAAACCUAAUGAACUGGAAUCCUUUUUAUGCAAUCCUCCUCAGCCUGUUGACAGAAAACUGCUCAAUCGUAUUCUAGGUUCUUUGAUUGGUUUAGCUUUAGGCGACGCUCUCGGUGCUCAUGUAGAAUCUAAGCCUCAUGAAUACAUGAUCGAGCAUCCAGUCAAGGAACUUGACGGAGGAGGUACAUGGGGUCUUGCAAAAGGACAAUUCACUGACGACACUUCUAUGACUCUUUGUUUGGCUAGCUCUUUAAUAAUGCGUUGUGGCUUUGAUCCAUACGACCAAUUAGUUCGUUACAAAUGCUGGCACAAAAAUGGUUAUAUGUCAUCAACAGGAAAAUGUUUUGCUAUUGGAUCAUCAACUAGACAAUGUUUAAACGUGUUCGAACAACGACAACGUGACUUUGCUCAGGAAAAUAAAAUUCCUUUAGAAGAUUUAGAUAGUUUCAAUAAAUUGGAGAUUUUGAAUAGUUUCGAUAUAAAUUGCGGGAUAAAUGAUGCAACUGAUAAUGAAGGUCUUGUGCGUCUUGCACCAGUGCCACUCUUAUUUCAUCAAAAUCCAAAGAAAGCUGUUGAAUAUUCAGGUCUUAGUGCUAAAAUAACUCAUGGCAAUCAAAACGUCUAUGAUGCAUGUCGUUUUUACGGUGCUCUAAUUGUAGCUGCUGUUCAAGGAAUGACGAAGGCAGAAUUAUUAGAUCCUGACUUCUACAAGAGACAUGAAGACUGGUUUGGUAGUGAACUACUUCAUGAAGAUGUUAGGAAAAUUGCUGAAGGAUCUUAUAAAAGAAAAAAUGGCUAUCAAGAUGGUAUUCGAUCAAAAAACUUUGUUCUUAACAGUCUAGAAGCUGCUUUGUGGGCUUUUUGGUCAGAUGAAGACACAUUUGAGAAAGGUGUUUUGGCUGCAGUCAAUCUCGGUGAAAAUACUGAUACAACAGCAGCUAUUUACGGGCAAUUAGCUGGCGCUUAUUAUGGUUAUAAAGAAUUACCUUCUAGAUGGGUUGAACAUAUUUACGCGAUAAAAUUUAUUACAUAUAUGGGUAAAUGGAUUGCUUAUCAGAGUGAGAGGUGUUUCCAUUCGGAUCAAUGA
Messenger RNA from Rotaria socialis, 1197 nucleotides. The record is from the annotation of a GenBank genome assembly. NCBI's taxonomy places the organism in Eukaryota, Metazoa, Rotifera, Eurotatoria, Philodinida, Philodinidae.